GCGUUCUCUCUCUCUCUCUCUCAUCCCAAUCCCUCUCUCUAAGACUCUAACUAUAAUUUCCCCUUAAAAAUGUGAAUGAAAGACUCAUAUCUUUCAUUCCUCCUUCCUCAACCUUUCCUCACUCCCCUAUAGAAGAAUUAACCAAUACCUUCCUUCCUUCCUUCCUUCCCCCCUACCUCAGAAAAAUGAAACCAAACGCAUAUUAAUAUCAUUAAACUUCACAAGGACAUUGGGAUCUCUUUGUAGCUUCUAAGAGCUGUCCUCACUCACCGGGUCUCCAACAUCGGACAACAAUGUCGCCGUCGUUCGAUUGGUGGGGCAACAAGGAUGCCCGCCACAUGGGAACGCCGGUGGUCGUCAAGAUGGACAACCCCAACAACUGGUCCAUGGUCGAGCUCGAAGGCCCGUUGGACGACGACGACGACGAGAGCAGCUUCCUCGACGACGGCCCAAUGCCGGCCCACCACCGGCCCGAGAGAACCCGCAACAAGAACGCCAAGCAGCUCACGUGGGUCCUCCUCCUGAAGGCCCACCGCGCCGCCGGCUGCCUCACCUCCCUCGCCGCCGUCAUGCUCGGCCUCGCCGCCGCCAUCCGCCGCCGCGUCGCCGCCGGCAUCACCGACACCGACACCGACAAAAGAAACAAAUCCACCGCCAAAUCUCGUCUCUAUUUCUGCAUAAAGGCGUUCCUGUGGGUAUCUGUUAUACUGUUAGGGUUUGAGGUGGCGGCGUAUUUGAAGGGCUGGCAUUUCGGUUCUCUGCAGUUACAGUAUUUGCUUGUGUUGACGAAGGCGGUGGACAUUAAGGGCGUGUUUGGGUCGAUAUAUUCGAGGUGGGUUUUGAUUCGGGUGGAGUACUUGGCUCCUCCCCUUCAGUCCUUGACCAAUGGGUGCAUCGUGCUGUUUCUUGUUCAGAGUUUGGAUAGGGUAGUCCUGUGCUUGGGUUGCUUGUGGAUCAAAUUGAGGAAGAUUAAGCCCGUGCCCAAGGGAAACGGGCCGGAUCCGGAGUCAGGAGAGGGUGGCUUCUUUCCCAUGGUUCUUGUUCAGAUCCCAAUGUGCAAUGAAAAGGAGGUUUAUGCGCAAUCUAUUGGUGCUGUGUGCAAUUUAGAGUGGCCGAAAUCGAAAAUGUUAAUACAAGUUCUUGAUGAUUCGAAUGACCCAGUGGCCGCAAUGUUGAUCAGCGAGGAGGUUGAAAAGUGGCAGAAAGCGGGGGCUAACAUCGUCUAUCGGCACCGAGUAGACAGAGAGGGGUACAAAGCUGGUAAUCUCAAGUCUGCCAUGAAUUGCAGCUAUGUCAAGGACUAUGAGUUUGUUGCCAUGUUCGAUGCGGAUUUCCAACCCAAAGCUGAUUUCCUUCUAAAAACAGUUCCCCAUUUCGAGGAUAACGAGGAACUAGGGCUAGUUCAAGCAAGGUGGUCAUUUGUGAACGAGGAUGAGAACCUACUAACAAGGCUGCAGAACAUUAAUUUAGCUUUUCAUUUUGAGGUGGAGCAGCAAGUGAAUGGAGUUUUCCUCAAUUUCUUUGGGUUCAAUGGGACUGCUGGUGUGUGGAGAAUAAAGGCGUUGGAAGACUCCGGUGGGUGGUUAGAGAGGACCACAGUUGAGGACAUGGACAUUGCUGUUAGGGCUCAUCUCCAUGGAUGGAAAUUCAUCUUCCUCAAUGAUGUGGAGUGCCAAUGCGAAUUACCGGAAUCUUAUGAAGCCUAUAGAAAACAGCAGCACAGGUGGCAUUCUGGGCCAAUGCAGUUGUUUCGUCUUUGUUUGCCCGACGUUAUUCGAUCAAAGAUAAGCAUUUGGAAGAAGGCCAAUAUGAUUUUCCUGUUCUUCCUCCUAAGAAAGCUGAUUCUGCCCUUCUAUUCAUUCACUCUUUUUUGCAUAAUUCUCCCCAUGACAAUGUUUAUCCCAGAAGCCCAGCUUCCAGCAUGGGUCGUGUGUUAUGUCCCAGCUACAAUGUCAGUCCUCAACAUACUCCCAGCCCCAAAAGCGUUUCCUUUCAUGAUUCCCUACCUUCUUUUCGAAAACACAAUGUCAGUCACCAAGUUCAAUGCCAUGAUCUCCGGCCUAUUCCAACUUGGAAGCGCUUAUGAAUGGGUUGUCACCAAAAAAUCAGGCCGUUCCUCUGAGGGUGAUCUUCUAUCUUUGGUUGAAAAAGAGAAAAAGCAUCAAAGGGGUGAAUCGUUGCCCAAUUUAAAUGAAAUGAGGGAGGAAAUAAAACAGGAAAAGAUAAAGCAAAAGAAGCAUAACCGGAUAUAUACAAAAGAGCUAGCUUUGGCGUUUCUUCUUCUCACAGCUGCGGCAAGAAGCCUCUUGGCUGCUCAGGGUAUCCAUUUCUACUUCUUGCUGUUCCAGGGGAUUUCGUUCCUUUUGGUUGGUCUUGACUUGAUUGGUGAGCAGAUUGAGUAAAUGAAAGUUUAUGGGCUUUGUAACGGGUAAAUAUGUGAUCAUGUGAACGAAGAGGAAUUCAGCGAAGAUUGAACUGCUGAGAGUGUUGCUUUCUUGCAUACCCAACUUCGGCGUGAUAGGAGAGGAAUCGCAUGUCGAUCAACGCUGCAGAACACUUCAUUUAAGGUUAUAGGAAAAACCCAUUUGAAGAAGAUGGGGAUGUUCAUUACUAAAUAUCUAUAACAUUUUUCUUUGAGAUUUGUUGGUUUGUUUUUUGGUCUAUUCUUUUGUAAGAAAUAUUUUCCGGUCAAACAUCAGACACAGAAUUUAGUUACAGUUCAGUUAAACGAAGAAUGGGAUUCAGGCAAUGCUCUUAUUAGAGCUUUAUAGCGC
Messenger RNA from Rhododendron vialii, 2774 nucleotides. Its product is annotated as probable xyloglucan glycosyltransferase 12. Gene Ontology annotation, molecular function: glycosyltransferase activity. The transcript has 5 exons. The record is from RefSeq and is a predicted model, not a curated record. NCBI's taxonomy places the organism in Eukaryota, Viridiplantae, Streptophyta, Magnoliopsida, Ericales, Ericaceae. Bases 294 to 2402 code for a protein of 702 amino acids. Gene Ontology annotation, cellular component: Golgi apparatus.